AUGAUGCUACUGUGUUUUUUAGGUAUUUAUUUUGCUGCUCUUCUCAGCAUUUGCAAAGUAAGCGGAAGUGAUUUGAGUAAUAUAUUGAACAGUGGGGGGUCAGAAAAUAGUACAAGUUUAUUGGAUGAUUGGGUUCCAAUUCAUAAUUCUAUUUCAGCAGGUGAAACAAAUUACUAUUCAUAUUCGUUGGGUUAUGACAGCUGGUCUUCAAGUUUUGAUUUUCUUUUCAUAUCUGGAAACCUUUUAAAUAUUCCAAAUACAAAUGGAUCAGUGUUAAGACUGUAUUACAGUUUUUCUGAUACGAUCUUUGCUAACUUAUCAGAUACAGUGUAUGAAGAUUUUUACGAUGGAUAUGUCUCUGCAAUGGUAAGUACUUUCUCGGAUACUGCAACUGACCUUAAUACGACGUACUCGACAUUAUAUCUGGCAUUACAGGUAGUGGACCAAGAAACUGGAGUGGCUCUUGUAGUGAAUGGUGACUCAAAUUCAGAUGAUACAUGGGAUUAUCAAAUUGCGGUGUCAGAAAAAGAUUUGUAUUACCAAUGGGACAGAAAGACAUGGAUCGAAGUCAUGGACACCGAUUAUAAUUCUGUCUUGUUAUCAAUUGGGCAAUUUGUGACAGCUACAUCAGCAAAGUCAAAUUCAACUUCCAGUGAUGAAGAAUACGUUUUAUAUAUUUACACACCAGAGGAAGCUGAAAAAAUAACUGCAAAUAGAAAUUGUUCUAUAAGUGCUGUUAAAAAUGGUCCACAUAUUAUUUCAUCUGAAAAUGUCACUGAAAGUGAUGUAGAUUUGAGUCUACUGGACAGGGAAGAUUUCCAAAUCUUUAAAUUGAACGUAGAUGCUUAUACAUCAAAUAAUCACGGUCAAUAUUACAUUACUGGAUUGAAUAGUUCAACAUCAUAUGUUGGAUUUUUGACACAGACGAUAACAGGGUCAAAUGGUAGUUCCGAUGAAAACAGCUCAGGUGGGUUACUUUAUGGAAAUUUUACCUUUUCCACUAAGCCAGAUAACACUUGUUCUUUGGUGUUUGGGUUGAAUUUUUGCAGUGGGGUUGCAUAUUCUGUGCCAACACCGUCAGAACUACAGGGGAACAAAAGUGCAAUUGUGCAAAUAUACGAUUCCAUUGCCGAGUCAUUAUAUACUAAUUUUACCAAGGCACUUCAAAUUAUUCCAUGUGACACCGAAUUAGAUGCUAGGUACUCACCACUAAGAACUUGUGAUGAUUGUGCUGCAUCAUACUUGGAUUGGCUAUGUGCUGUUUCUAUCCCAAGGUGCACAACAACAGAGACUCCACAUUUCAUCUACAGAAACAAGAAUGUCAAUAGGAAUAGUUAUAUCAAUGAAGAUAUUAAACCUAUACGAGAUUAUUAUGAGGUUUUGCCAUGCAUUGACAUGUGCCAUUCGAUUGUGAGAGAUUGCCCUGCUGAUUUUGGCUUUGCUUGUCCAGAACCAUCAAAUUCAAAUAAUCUACUUUUCUCGAGUUACAAUUAUUACUAUGAAGAUUUUGAUUACAUUACAUGUAAUUUCAUUGGUAAUUAUUCUUCGUUAAUCAUUCCUGAUGCUGAUUAA
This is a messenger RNA of Tetrapisispora phaffii CBS 4417, 1572 nucleotides long. RefSeq names its product Mid1p (gene MID1). The transcript has a single exon. NCBI's taxonomy places the organism in Eukaryota, Fungi, Ascomycota, Saccharomycetes, Saccharomycetales, Saccharomycetaceae. The record is from RefSeq and is a predicted model, not a curated record. The coding region runs from base 1 to 1572 and encodes 523 amino acids. Gene Ontology annotation, molecular function: calcium channel activity. Gene Ontology annotation, biological process: calcium ion import across plasma membrane.